Leopardus geoffroyi (Geoffroy's cat) is the source of this 11292-nucleotide messenger RNA. RefSeq names its product steroid sulfatase (gene STS). The record is from RefSeq and is a predicted model, not a curated record. NCBI's taxonomy places the organism in Eukaryota, Metazoa, Chordata, Mammalia, Carnivora, Felidae. The transcript has 11 exons. Bases 7199 to 8935 code for a protein of 578 amino acids. Gene Ontology annotation, molecular function: arylsulfatase activity.
UUUUUAGAGUAUUACAAUCUUUUUUUUUUUUUUUUUUUUGUCGUUUAUUUAUUAUUGAGAGACACAGCAUGAGCAUGGGAGGGGCAGAGACAGGAGGAGACACAGGAUGCGAAGCAGGCUCCAGGCUCUGAGCUGUCAGCACAGAGCCCGACACUGGGCUCGAACUCACAAACUGCGAGAUCAUGACCCAAGCUGAAGCUGGACGCUUCACCGACUGAGCCGCCCAGGCGCUCCUAAAGUAUUACGAUCUAUCGUAGUCAUUACUCUCUGGAUUUCGUGUCAUGCUGCAUUUUGCCACUGGGACCCCUCCCUGCAUUCUGGCAUUGGAGGUAGUCUCUGCUCAUCUUGUAGCUCCUGGACCCCAGACUGCAAUCAGCCAUUGUUUCGCUAUCCUGGGUCCCUUCCUUGGGUAUGACAUUUAAAAACUGAGAAGCUAAUCACUCUUAAGACUCAUGAAUCCUGCUUUGUGGGCUAGAGAAGCGACGUAAACUGUACAGAACGCACAACUAUAUCCACACAGACCCGCCUCUGUAGGAAGUACUAAGUUAAUGCUUCCAAAGUGCACAAAGUGCAGCAACUGUAUUUGCUGUCCCAUCACUCUUGGGUUUCCAAGGAGUCUGAAUGCACAGGUCUGAAUGCACUUAGAUGAAAUCCCCUGAAGCCACUGAGAGAUCACGGCACGUGGUCCGGAAGAGGUGGAAAUAAACGCACUACAGUUGACAGGCUGCAGACACAGCCACCCAAGCACACCUAUCCUCGGUUCCCGCAAGCACCCUCUUUUCCGAGUGUGUGCCAACGUGGCCUCGGCGUCCCCUGUAACCACACCGGCCCACCUUCCUGCCUGAUGGUUCCGGUCUUGAAGACACAGAGACACUAUGACCACAACCUACACCUGGGCUCUCAGGCUUGAGACCUCCCACCAGAACAUCCCAUGUGGCACCAAGGAGGACAAGAGUGAGUUCCACACGUCUUACGAGGACGAGGCUUCUCACGACCAGGGACUAGGGCAACAGAACUGACCACGUGCAUCUUCUCCCCAGAAAAGCAACAGGAGCUCUGCGUGUGCUUGCCACAAAUGGCCGAGUCCAGCUGACCGCUAAGCAUAAUUUGUAGGUCAUGGGAAACAGAGGGACAGGUAAGGAGACAGCAGGCGCAGACAACCAGACAAACCCAGAACGUAGAACAUUGCAUAACGUAACCGGCCUUCCCAAAGUCACUAUCAUGGGGGAAAACAAACGAUGCGACUGGAGGAAGGGGUGAAGCUUUCUGAUUUACAGCAGGGUAAAGGCACAUAAAACUACCAUGUGGAACCCAGCUUGGAAAACACUAGAGUAUUCUCAGCUGGACCAUCGUCCCUUCUAUGUUCUAAUACAAUCAUUACUGAGAAGUCUUUUUUUUUUUUCUUUUCUAAACACAAACUGUCUGCUUGAUAAAAAUACUCUGUCCUGCUUCAGAAAACAUGUUUAUUGCUCUCGUAUUUCUUCCCCUGGUGUGGAAUGUCCGUUUUUCUUCGCUCCUUCCCGCACUUGACAUACAUUCUCCAGGUGACUUCAGUUGAAAGUACUUUCUGUCUCUACCAUGCCCCUGCCAUGCUUAGCAGCCAGUUACGCACAGAGUCCACUCACCACGUUUUAUGUCCCAUCGGGACACUGAGACUAAGAGUAGGGGCUUGCUUGAAUCCCACACAGCACCUGGCACCAGACAAGGAUGGGAAUGUGAGCAGACAGGGAUGAGUGGACGCACGGGUCCGGAAUGCACGGGUGCACCACGGGGAGUGCUGAGAUUAAGUACAACUACAUAAAAGGGACGAUUCAGCUCCUCAGUGAAGUAGCGACAUUUGAGGCCCCUGGGUACCACGUGUGCUUCCUGUUCACAGGGCAGACAUACAACAUUCCCAGGUGACAGGCGGCUGGUGACGGCUUCAUGGACCAUGCUGGCCUAGGGAGGAGAGAUGCGCAAAGUUCUCAUCAAAGACACCCCGCUUUUCCUACAGAUAAGGGGGGAGGGCGGGAUCUCAAGACAUGAGAGGGAGGGAAGCCUGAUGCUUAUUUUGACUCUUGCCCAGGUCUCACAGAAGCUCCCAUGUGCAAACCACGAUUUUGCUCUUGUCUGAUUUCGGGUACAGACAGGACAGUCUACGGCCGCGUGCACAAGGUUUGGUUGGCUCCUGUGUCUCUCCCUGACCAGCCACAUGAUGUGUGAGAUUUUCAAGUACAGCAUCACUGAUCACAAAGGGGCGUAUGCCAUGACCUUGCUCCUAGACCUAGCAGCAAAAGAGAAUCAAAGGCCGCCAACGGCCCAAGCCAGGACCACCAGCAAUGCCAACGAAACCACCCUGCAGGCAGGGGUGUGAGGACGUGACCACCCUCUGCCCACACAGGGGCCCUCUCCGCACAGACACUCUGCCCACUGAGACUUAGCUACUGACUACAGACGUCACGGGGAAUUCUGGGUGUGAGGGAGCCAGAGCACAGGGAAGGUGAUGUACCUACCCGAGGCUCAGAACAUAUGCCAAGAAGCACUAGAAUAGCUGUCCACCUCUACAGAGCUGGCGGGGGAUGGGGGGAGGACGUGUUACGAUUAGUGCGAUUAGUACGUUUUCAACAAAACUCUCCAUACACGUCCUGAGGGCAACUUUAACCAGAGACAUCUGCACCAAACAGCCAAGAUUGCCCCCACCUAUUUUAACACAAUUAGGUGAAAGUUCUCACAAAUCAAAUGCUCUAAUUACUAGUCACAGGUACUCAUGCAGACUUGACGUAGGAAACUCAUUUUUAAGUGCAAUCCACUGUGUAGGACGCUUUUCUAUUUUCCAGUUACAGGCUGUGUCUCAAUGCUUUUUCAAAUGCCUCCUCCCUAGGUGUGACCAGGCGUCUUUGUAAUGAGUGCUUUGAGGACACUUCUUGGGGGCAUCAUUUCCCUUGCUGUUUUACACGGCAUUAAAAAACCAGGGACCCUGACUGGUACGUAAAUCACGGGAAUUUAAAAAGAAAAGAAUCAGAGUGAACGGCAAAUCAUCAGAAAGACAAAAGGGGCCAAAAGAUCGCCCAACACACUGCUUUUCCAGAAGAAAGGAGGAAAAGAGCAGAAACGGCUUUGUGACAAAGUGUGAGUGCUGUCCUCCCUCAAUGAUGACAGUCUGUGAAGCCGCAAACACACACAGUGCGGGGCUGAGCGAUGCAGGAGAAGGCAAGGACAGGGCAGGGCCCAGCCGCACUCACAGGGAUUGGCUGAAUGUUUCCGUCCUACUGCCAGCUGGACAAAAGUCUGUUAUCAGCAGGAUUCUGCAAUCUGGAUCUCAAUCCCUUCUCAAUUAUUCUAGAAACAGGAGCAGCUGUGGUGGGCGACCAACGACCACCUCUAAGCACAAAUUUUAGGUUGACGCGUUUGACCACUAACACCAGGCACAAACUUGAGGAGGACACAGUUCAGAUCUACUAGAAAGUACCACCGAUGGGGACAGUUUAGCAGCAUCGGCCCAUACUUGGUUUGCUUUGUUAGCAAUGGCCAGUAUUCUCCAACAUGGUCUAGAGUCCACUCUUCCCAAAGGGUCCUUCCCCAGACCCCCAACAGCAUCUUAUUCCAAAGGGAGAUACUCAGAGUCUGCGCUGCCUUGGGCGUGGGCUCUCCUCAGCUGCAAGGCCUUGGACUGCCCUCUGGACUUCAGCUGACUUCUCUGCAAGGACAGAAGGAACCCAAGUUUCACCUAGCAAGGAGAGCUAAAGCCUGAGCACGUGCGGUCAGCUCCCAGGGGAGCAGGGCAGAAAGAAUGUGAACGUACCAGAGCACGGCUGCCCCCACACCCAGCACGAGACCCCAGGGCACACAGCCAAGGGGGGAGGUUCCAAAAUGUAGAGCAUGCAUGCGAUGAUUAUCUCCAGCCAGCCAACAGGGAUGCGUGUGCGUAGGGAGGCAUCUUGACAAUGCUUCGUUCGGCCCUACCUUCCUGAGGAAGUGUCACAACCCCGAUAGUGUCCAGAUGAUAGGGCACCACUGAGAUAAGAAGCUCCGGUCUCCACUUAAAAAAAAUCUCAUACGUGUUACGCAGGUCAGUUGGUCAUGUGUGUUUUUAGCGUUGCUGUGGGACAUUUUAUGCAGGACCUAUUUCUACGAGCACUGCUCUGCACAGCAAAUUUCCUGUUUGCUAAAAACGACAGGCUUCCCCCCCCCCCCGCCCCCCACUUUGCUCCUAAUUUCAGUUUUUUACAAACCGGAUAAUCUUCCCCAUCCAGAAGGCGAGACACCAUUGAAUACCUGUCAUCUUCCUUCAAAAUCUUGUCGUGGUUGAUAAACAAUUUCAGUCCCUUCUCCUCUUUCUCUAAAUGGCAUCUGAGAGACAAAAUUAUUACCUAGAUCAUAGUUGAUUAUUACCUUGUGUCAACAAAAACAGAAUCCAAACGUGUCGUUUCUAUUGCAAAGGACAACAGUGUCAUACAUCUCAAACGUCCGAAAUAGUACCUCGGUGUGGUCAACCUUUCCACAAAAAUUUCUAUUUACUUCCUCAUUCUCCUCUGAUUAAACAAGCCUCCCCGCAGAUAUCAGCAUUGCCUCCUGAAACUAAUUGUUUUGAACCGCAUUUCCCUGAGCACAGCAGUACAAGAGGCUAGGCUGACAAAUGGAACUUGCAGGGGAAAAUGCAUUCACCGUGCUAACAAACCUACUGCAAAAGGACUCGUUACAAAUGGACAGCACAGGGGCGCCUGGGUGGCGCAGUCGGUUAAGCGUCCGACUUCAGCCAGGUCACGAUCUCGCGGUCCGUGAGUUCGAGCCCCGCGUCAGGCUCUGGGCUGAUGGCUCAGAGCCUGGAGCCUGUUUCCGAUUCUGUGUCUCCCUCUCUCUGCCUCUCCCCCGUUCGUGCUCUGUCUCUCUCUGUCCCAAAAAUAAAUAAACGUUGAAAAAAAAAAAAUUUUUUUUAAAUAAAAAAAAAAAAAACAAAUGGACAGCACAGUGUGCUGCAAACAGCAGACAGACUGAAUGAACUACACCAGCAUAACUGACCAGACCGCACGAGACAGAGCAGUACAUUUUGGAAAGCAGUGUCUUCUACGAGACAUUUUGUAAAAAGAACGGAACGAGUGAAUUUCUGAGGAAGUUCUGCAAAGCCUUACUUACUACCUCAAACCAGAGUGAAAUCUGAAAGAAGGGGCAGACACUAAGAGGGAAAAAAAACCAAAAGGGGCCAUGUCUUAUCUUCCCAAAGGACACUAAUCCUUGCUUCUCUGAGCAGUUCAGAGGCUUGGAUGACAGUUGCAAAGGGCAAACCAUUUCGUGUAACUUCUCCUGCAGGUCUCGUGACAGAAGCCACAUUCCUGGCUUCAGGGAGCAGCUCUGUAUGCAUCGGGAAUCAGACGUAAGCAUGCAGCUCAUUUAGAAAUUUAACAAAUUACAUUUUAACGAGACCUCUCAGUUUGCAUUAAUAUUCAUGAGACUCCCAGAACAGUUCUUUGGGCCUUUCAUUAGACGAUAAGGAAUUUAUUUGACAACUUAACUUCUUGACCACCUGAGCAGGAAAAGUCCUGUCUACCAACGAUACUUAUGAAUCCCAGAAGGUUUCUGAAAUGGAGUCAUUUCAGAUUUAGGAGCUACAUGCACUGUUCUCUGCAAUUGGUGACCUCUAUGGGGAUUUACUUAUUUAUUUUAUACAUUUACGGGAAUUAAUCUGGUUUCAAAGUGCCUGUUUCUAUUCUGUGGCUUAAAAAAAAAAAAAAAUCAGUCUUAUUACUACUGAAUCACCUAGCAAUAAGACCAGUGCAGAGGGCGAGGAGGGGUGCGGGGGGAGGAAGGACGUCAUACUCGCCUUUUAAGAUGAACACAUCAUUUAUAUUUAGAAUCAGAUCAAUCUGGAAUCAUUCCUCAGCUUUGUUCCUUAUCGGCUGUGUGACCUUGGGCAAGUGACUUAACCUCUCUGAGUUGUAUUGUUUAUUAGUGAAUGCACAUAUCCUCCUCUACAGGUUCUAGGCUAGGAGCCCCUUAAUGUAUGCACACCUCCACCAGGUCAGCAGCCCACGUAAAUUAUGCAGGCAUUUUUACAGUUCUGUGAGGGCUUCUGGAGGCUAUGAGGUCAGAACACAGUAACUUAAUACUGUUAUGCAACAGGAUGUGGAGGCUUUGGGUAGCCCUCAGGAAAGUUCUCUCCGCAUUUACGCACUGGGUGUUUGUCUUCUCUAAAUUCUACCUGAACUUUUCACGGCAGGUGAACUUCCUGAUGAGCAUGGAUUUCUCAGUCGAACCCCAGAGAGAGCACGUUGUGGAAGGAUUGAUAAUCCCUGUGCUUUAACCAACUUUCAGGCCCUUGGGCUCAAAAGCACGGUGGGGUGGAGUUCUUGCACAGCCAAGCCCCUCCCCAAGUCAUGCCGGAGCCACAGGUCACUCCAGGCAGCCAGGCCACUUAAGAGCACUCGUCCGCCUCCGCAGUCCGGGCAUUUCAGGCUGGAUAAUGUGUCGUGGCGUGGGGCACUCCGGUGCACCGCGGGAGCCCCAACAGCACACCCGGCCUUUAGCCGCCCCCCCGAUUCCAGCAACAUCCCCCUCUACCUAGGUGCCCCCCAACGCCUCCAGACGUUCCGGUUUGAGGACCCCUGCCCCGUGGGACGCUACAAGCAAGGUGCGUGCACCUCGGCGCCCACGCCGACGGCCCCCAGGAGGGCCGGCAGGGACCCACCAGGCUGAUGCGCACGUGGGGAAACUGAGGCAGGGCGGCGCUCCCGGCAAGCACAGCGGGAAGGACCCUUCACUCCCGCGCGGUGGUCUCCAAGCGCCGCCCCCACGCGCGCUGCCCCCCGCCCCCCCCGCACACGCACUCAGUCCCCUCGCGCGGCGCGGCCACCGGAAGUAGUGCCCCGGGCGGCGUCGACACUGCAGCCCCGCGCGCGGCCGGCCAGACAUGGCCCCGGCGCUCCCGCCGCCGCUGCCCGCCUGGGGGUCCCAGACUCGGCCCCGCCGCCGCCCUCGGGCCUGAAAGCCUGCGCCCCCCCUACUCCCACCGCCCGCGUCCUCCCGGGACACCCCUCGCGGGUGGCGGCCGCAGACUACCCACCAAGAAGGAGGCCGUCCAUGUCAAAGAGCAGGAUGAGCCUGGUGCCCCUCAUCCGUGUCUGCUGAGGGCCCCUCACAUCAGUGUGCCCGCACAUGAUGCUGUCAGGAAGCUCAGAUCCUUGAGGACAACUACCCAAGACGGUCUUCCGUUGCUACAGGGAGGAUGAGGAUUCGCCUGGUCCUGCUGUCAUUCCUGAGUGUGGCCCAGAGCCAUGCAGCCACAAGGCCCAACCUGGUCCUCCUGCUGGCUGACGACCUUGGCAUCGGAGAUCUUGGGUGCUAUGGAAACAAGACCCUCAGGACUCCCAAUAUUGACCGGUUGGCUGAAGGGGGCGUGAAGCUCACACAGCACCUGGCGGCAUCACCCCUGUGCACCCCGAGUAGGGCAGCCUUCAUGACAGGCCGCUACCCCAUCCGAUCAGGAAUGGCAUCUGAGUUCCUCGUGGGUGUGUAUCUCUUCUCGGCCUCAUCUGGAGGACUUCCCACCAGCGAGAUCACGUUUGCCAAGCUUCUCAAGGGUCAAGGCUAUUCAACAGCUCUCAUAGGGAAGUGGCACCUUGGGACGAACUGUCACAACAAAAGCGACUUUUGUCACCACCCGUUGAGCCACGGCUUUGAUUAUUUCCAUGGGAUCCCUGUGACCAACCUAAGGGACUGCAAGCCCGGAGAAGGCAGUGUGUUCACCAGCGGUAUCAGGCUGCUGGUGUUCAUCCCUCUUCAGAUCAUAGCGGUCACUCUCCUCACCAUGGUGGUGCUCAAGUACCUGGGGCUGGUCCGUGUGCCCCCUCUGGUCUUCUUCGGCCUUCUCUGCCUGGCCGCCAUGAUACUGGGCCUUCUGGUGUGCUUCCUGCAUUACUUCCGGCCCCUGAACUGCUUCCUGAUGAGGAACCACGAGAUCACCCAGCAGCCUCUAUCCUACGACAACCUCAUGCAGAGGCUGGUGGCAGACGCGGCCCAGUUCAUUCGACGGAAUGCCGAGAAGCCAUUCCUGCUGGUCCUGUCGUACCUUCACGUGCACACAGCCCUGUUCUCUUCCAAGGACUUUGCCGGAAAAAGCAAACACGGAGCUUACGGGGACGCCGUGGAGGAAAUGGACUGGAGCGUUGGGCAGAUCUUGAAGGUCCUAGAUGAGCUGAAACUGGCUAAUAACACCCUCAUCUACUUCAGUUCGGACCAAGGAGCACAUGUGGAAGAGGUGACCCCUAAAGGAGAAGUUCACGGAGGAAGUAACGGAAUCUAUAAAGGGGGAAAAGGAAACAACUGGGAAGGGGGUGUCCGGGUUCCUGGCAUUCUUCGGUGGCCGGGAGUGAUACAGGCUGGACUAGAGAUUGACGAGCCAACAAGCAACAUGGACGUGUUUCCGACGGUGGCCACACUGGCGGGGGCUCCGUUGCCUGAGGACAGAAUCAUUGAUGGACGUGACCUGAUGCCCCUGCUUCAAGGGAAAACCCAACACUCCGAUCACGAGUUUCUCUUCCAUUACUGCAACUUCUACUUAAAUGCCGUGCGCUGGCAUCCUCGGAACAGCACGUCUAUCUGGAAGGCCUUCUUCUUCACGCCCAAGUUCAGCCCCGAGGGCGCCAACGGCUGCUUUUCCACACACGUGUGUUUCUGCCACGGGCAUUCUGUCAGCUACCAUCAGCCACCGUUGCUGUUUGAUAUUUCCAAAGACCCCACAGAGAGAAACCCAGUGACGGCAGCGACCGAGCCCCGGUUCCAGGAGGUCCUCGACACCAUGCAGCAGGCAGUAGACCGUCACACCAAGACCCUGAAGGCGGUCCCCAAUCAGUUGUCACUGGGCAACAUUGUCUGGAAGCCGUGGCUUCAGAUGUGUUGCUCACCGUCAGGCCUGUCUUGCCAGUGUGACCGAGAAAAACAGGCCAGGAGAGCAAGCCACUAGCUGUACGUCCGGGGUGACCCUGGGCAGCCCCAGCCCUGUGGGAGCCUCGCACUCUGGUGCGUUGGCCGCCAUGAUUCCCCUAGCCCCCAAAACAAGGGGAUAACACUGAAAAAGCAAUUAGUAAGUCUUCACAUACGCAACUUACAAUGAGCAAAGGGCCAUGAAGUACAUGGCACGAAGUUGCAGUUGGGCUCGUGGAAGGCAAUCAUUCUCGGUAUUAUUUAGAACACAUAUCAAAUGCUAUUCGUGAUAGAUGUACUUACAUACUCACAGUUCAUUUCUUUCCUUGAGCAACCUGAGAUACUUAAACUAGGAAGCUAGAAGCUGAUCACUUUUGAAGUAAAAGCAGGAGAGGCUCACAGAUGGAUAUGUAUCGUUCAACAGACUUUCUGGGAAAUCCUUCCUUCAGGAGCAAUAAUCCCAAAACAAAUCUCUCCCGAAGGGAUUUCCGUUUUAUAAUUUAUAGUAUUAUAUUUGGGUUUUACUGAUUCUUCGGUGAAUGGAAAUUCUGAAAUAAAGGCUACCUCGGGGUGGGGUGGGGGGCGGUGGGGCUGGAGUGAAAGGAAUCCAUCCCAACGUGAUGCAGAAUUAUUGGCAUGGCACGUGGAUGAUUUGCGGGCAAAGCAUUCGUAAGCAAUCCAUGAUCCACACAUGAUGCUGUGAUGUGUUUCGUGGUUGCAGGAUUUACUGAUGAGACCAGAGGAGUUAAUGUAAGCCCUUUUGUUUUGUGUUCUCAUGUCCUACGGCUACGAAAUCCCUAUGCCUCCAGUCCUCAGUGAGACUUACAACUUUGUUCUAAUUCUGUUUCUUCUGACAUCGAUAAUUAUGGGACAAGGCAUCACAAGGCCACACAGGCGAUGGACGGACAGUGGCUCGGCUGGAGAAGGGUCCUGAGCGUGAGCCCCCACUGAGGAACGAGUGCAUCCGGGUGGACAAGGCUUACAUCACUUGUUCAGACAGUAUACGUUCUCCAACAGUAUCGCGUGGAUUCCUUUCCUGGUCCGUGGACAGGAGCUGCCGUCCCUGUGGCUACCCAGUCAUGUCUUUUGUGAACGGGUCUCAGCACCGUCUGCUGGCCUCAUGUUGGCUCAGUUCCAGGAGAGGACAGCCACAUGGGAAGUCUGGAGCCUGCGUGGCUGAGUGGAAAGAAUGUGUGCUCUGUCCACGUUCCCACACUGGGCUACACUUCUCUCUACUCGUCCCCCAUCAAUCACUUCCAAGAUCAGCGAUAGUGUCCUAGUUCCUCUUGACAUGCGUGAUUUUAGAUUUUGAUGUUUGUUUUCUUCCCCUUCAAACCUGCAAGUGAGUUUUCCUCCUCUCCCCAGUUGAGUGGUGCAAAGUUGGAGAGCAAACAGAAUUUUCAACUUCUCAUGUGGAUUUCACACUGCAGAAAUUGCCAAAAACCUGUCGUAUUACUUUAGGAAUCAUUAAAGAAAGCACUAGCAUGUUAAUAACGUGUUAGGAUUAUUGCUGAUGUUACCAGGCAGAAACUACUUAAAACCUCUGUUAGGAACUUAGGUUUUCAGCUGAUCAUGUUUAUUCAAAGUUUAACAUACUCCAUGCAAGUGGACUUUUAGACAGCGCUUGAUGGUGUGGGCAUGUAUGUUGGAGGAUGUAGUAAUUUAAAGCACUUUUACACAUUAUGUGGAUACACACUUAUGUACAGAGUUGUUCAGUCUGUACAAUGUUCGCAGCAAAUGAAGGAUACAUAUACCUCUAGAAAUAAAAUGAGCUGUCACAUAUUUGCCUCAAAAUAAGUUAAAUCACCAUUACAAAUCAGGGUAUUUGAAAAUCAGGUUUAGUCAUAAUAACGGUGAUUCUUAGAUUUCAGACCACUCGCCAUCUGAAAGUUUUGCUUGGGAUGUACGGCAGGAAAUUUGAAUUCUUUUGUUCAGGGAACACCAAGCAGGCCUUCUUUACGACCUGGUUUUGUGUUUGUUGGUUUUACAAAGCUGUACGAGCCCACUUGUUUUCAAAGAAUCUCAGUGGUAUUACGUACCAUAAGGUUUGUAUGUCCAAACCUUCCUGGAUGUUGAAGGUUUCAACAAAUUCUUCCGCAACAAAAUCACUACAUUCGUAGCAUUUCAUAGACAUGCCAAGCUCAGCAAACAGUAACGUGUAGACAGGCAUCGUUUUCCAAGGUCAGUGACGCUGUGUGAGAACCAGAAUCCCACCCUACGUCGUGAAGGAUUCGAGAAGGGAAACAGACAUUAGGUUGCCCUGAAGGACACACAGAGGAGAGCAAAGAUGUGGGUCUGGUGUCAGGUGUGCCUCUGAAGAAUGCCAUCUGCUAAAGGAUUCUGAGAACCUUGUUCUAAUGCCCAUGCAAACUUAAAAUAAAACUCUCCUUGAAAGAA